CUCUAACUCACCUAUGCCUUCUUUCAGUUUCUUUGUAAAUCUACUUCCAUUUGAAGACGUUUCACAAUACUCGUCGGACUGACUCACCGACUGCUUCUAUCACCGAGAUCGAGGCAAAUCGUUGUACCGGGAAUGGCUCUCAGGCUGGUAACUAGGAAUCUCAGGAACAGGAUUUCGCCUAAGCUAUGUUCUGCAUCUUUGUUACAUUCACACGCCACGAGUUUUGUGUUAAAUUUUCAGGGUUUAAAGAAGUACGAGAAGAAGAAAAAAGCCAAAUGGUUGGUAAAGUCUUUAGCAAUGUUGCUUCAAACUACGAUCUCAUGAAUGACUUUAUGAGUGCUGGACUACAUAGACUGUGGAAGGAUAGACUGGUCUCCGAACUGAGCCCAUUUCCAGGAAUGAAACAUCUUGAUGUAGCUGGUGGAACUGGUGAUGUUGCUUUCAGGAUUCUGGAAAUUGUUAACAGCAUCAGACGCAGAGCAUUACAAGAUCCAAUCAACGAUGACUUACAGGAAGAAACUCGGAUAUAUGUAUGUGACAUCAACCAAAACAUGUUAAACAUUGGAAAAAAUCGUGCCAUAGAGAGAGGUCUUGGAGAAGCCAAAUCCCUUGUAUGGGUGCAAGGAGAUGCAGAAGCCCUGAGUUUUGAAGAUAAUUCAAUGGAUGGUUACACCAUUGCAUUUGGAAUUAGAAAUGUCACCCACAUAGAGAAAGUUCUCACUGAAGCUUAUAGGGUGUUGAAACGGGGAGGAAGAUUCCUUUGUCUCGAACUGAGCCAUGUUGAAAUUCCUGUGUUUAAGGAAUUGUAUGACAUUUAUUCUUUCUCUGUUAUCCCGCGACUAGGAGAGGUCGUUGCGGGUGAUAGAGAAUCUUAUCAGUACCUAGUUGAAAGCAUCCGCCGUUUUCCACCACAGGAAAAAUUCGCUUCAAUGAUUGCAGAUGCUGGAUUUCAGAAGGUCAAGUACGAGAAUCUUGUUGGGGGCGUGGUUGCCAUUCACUCCGGUAUAAAAAUUUAACUGCAAUUCUUCGUCCGACCUUCGUCGAUAAAUAAUUACUACCCGGAUUUUGCAACAAGCCGGUGCUGUUAUCUUGCUGAUGUUCGAUUUAGAUGGCAUGGCAUAGCGACAUGGAUUCGUGUCGAAAAGAAUGUUCAUCUUUCAGCUUUUUGAUAUUUCUACCAAUGUUACAAAACUAUCUGCAUUUGUACAGCAAUUGAUGUAGCGGAACGUAUUGGAUGCAAACUUUGAAG
This is a messenger RNA of Hibiscus syriacus, 1249 nucleotides long. Its product is annotated as 2-methoxy-6-polyprenyl-1,4-benzoquinol methylase, mitochondrial-like. Gene Ontology annotation, biological process: ubiquinone biosynthetic process. The record is from RefSeq and is a predicted model, not a curated record. The transcript has 9 exons. NCBI's taxonomy places the organism in Eukaryota, Viridiplantae, Streptophyta, Magnoliopsida, Malvales, Malvaceae. Bases 186 to 1016 code for a protein of 276 amino acids. Gene Ontology annotation, cellular component: mitochondrion. Gene Ontology annotation, molecular function: methyltransferase activity.